CACCACCUGAUUUCCAGAUACGUCAGCGUCAUGGAGGAAGUAAGAGUGUUUCCCCUGACCUGUGCAGUGCAGAAUUACGCGUGGGGAAAGGUGGGGCUGGACAGCGAGGUGGCCAAACUGGUGGUUGGUGGAGACCCACUGGCUGUCAUCGAGGAUGGCAAACCUUACGCAGAGCUGUGGAUGGGUGCCCACCCAAAAGGAGACUCCCAGAUUAAAGACAACAGGAUAGCACAGACCACACUGGGUCAGUGGAUCGCACACUUCCCAGCAUGCCUGGGCUCCAAAGUCAAGGACACCUUCCAGGGUCAGCUGCCGUUCCUUUUCAAAGUCCUGUCAGUCAACACAGCUUUGUCCAUUCAGGCUCAUCCAAACAGAGAGUUAGCUGCUCGUCUCCACACUCAGUUUCCGGAGCACUACCCAGACGACAACCACAAGCCAGAAAUGGCCAUUGCGCUCACUUACUUCCAGGGCCUCUGUGGCUUUAGGCCAGUGGAGGAGAUCCUUGGAUUCCUCAAAUCUGUCCCAGAGUUCCACGCACUGGUGGGCAAAGAGGCAGCAGAGGAGCUGCGGUGCAGCGUGGGAGAUGCAGUUCGCACCAGGCAGGCCUUGAAGAAGUGCUUCACCAGGAUGAUGAAUUGUGAGAAGAAAGUGUUUGUAGAUCAGCUUAACAUGCUGGUGAAGAGAGUCACUGAAGAGGGCGCGGCAGACAAGGACACAUCCAGCAGCAAUGGUGAGCUAUUGCUUCGCCUCCAUUCCCAGUACCCUGGAGACAUUGGCUGCUUCUCCAUCUACUUCCUCAAUUAUGUGGCAUUGGAACCAAACCAGGCCAUGUUCCUUGGAGCCAGUGAGCCUCACGCGUACCUGUACGGAGAUUGCAUCGAGUGUAUGGCGUGCUCCGACAACACGGUGAGAGCCGGCCUGACCCCGAAAUACAUCGACGUCAACACGCUGUGUGAGAUGCUCAACUACAUCCCGGCCCCUUCUGCCGCCAAAAUUUUCCCGUCAGUCCAGGACAGCUCCGACCCAUGUGUCACUGUCUAUGACCCCCCUGUGCCAGACUUCACCGUCAUGAGGAUACAGGUCCCGGCCCCCGUGAAGCAGUACACUGUGGCGCCGGUCGACAGUGCCAGCAUCCUCCUGGUCAUCGAAGGAGAUGCCACUGCCGCAUCCGCCGGCGCGCUCUCCGAUGUCAGCCUGCGGCGGGGCACCGUCUUGUUUGUGUCCGCCAACGAGAGUGUGCUCCUGCAUGUGACCUCCCAGGCGGGUGUGACCAUGUUCAGGGCCUGCUGCCUCCUGUAGGUGUGAGUCGCGUGUGUGUGUGUGUGUGUGUGUGUGUGUGUGUGUGUGUGUGUGAUGAAGUGUGAUGGUCCCCGUGCACUUUGUAGGGUGGAAACUUGUAAACUCAGCAAACAGGGCCAACGUCUGGGGCCACGCCCCCUUCAGCUGGGCAUCAGCCCUAUUCAUUGGUUACCCUUGUUUAAGUGAUCAAAAUGAGUACAGCAAAUAAUUCCAAUCUGAACUGAUGAUCACACGACUUAGGAUUCCACUUGAAGCACCAGAUGGUGAGUUGAUCUUUUCACCAUCCUUCAUCAACACAGUGUGGUUGAAAGCACAAGUCUUCUGCACCUCAACAUUUUUACAAGUUAAACAGUGAUAAUUAAUUAAUGUGUAUGUUUUUACUUUCUUAAUACAAAGCUUCACUUUUCCUCAUGAGAAUGCAGUGAAUAACGGAAUAAUGCAAGCACAUUUUACACGAUGGCAAUUGUGGAAAUAUACACUGAUGACGAAUGCUGAAGCAUCUUUGCACUGGUGCAGAAUGCAGAAAUGACAUGUUUGUUACAUGUUUAUGUGGUGUGAUGCAGUUGUGUAAGCCUUGCACGUGUUUCCAGUUGAGUGUCAACAAGCCGAUCUUAUGGAGCUUGUCAGUCGAUACGCAGCUGAGGGGAUGCCCGAUGCAUGUUUAAAUGUACACAGAAUGACCGUGGCUUGGCACUGCCCAUUGCCAGCAUGCCUACAGCGUGGUAGAAGCUACCGUGCAACAAAGCAUGAUUAACGCGCAAACAAGGAAUGCGAAUGAACUGAAGUUCAUCUUCUUCAACAAAAUGCUGCAUCUACUUUUAAAGUGUAUAAAAUGUAAUUCACAGUAUUUGAAGCUUCAUUUGGGAUGUUUUCUCCUUUGUACUAACUCGUCAAAACAUGCCAUUGCCAACCAUGGAUGACCACUGGACUUUUCCCCCCCCCCCAUUAUGAUAAUAUCAUUAUUCAGUUAUUGAAUAAUGAUAUUUGUAGUUACCUAUGGCCAAGAAGUGCACUUUGUUCCAAACAGAUGUUAUGAUACAGUAUAUAUAUAUCAAAUAUUACGUACUUAUGUUGCAUAUUGUCACCAUCUGAACUCAGUGAUGUCUUCCCUUCGACUAACACUGUAUUUCUCUCUAGCUUUUAUGGUUUGUCACUACAAUUAGUCAACUAAAAGUUACUGCAAGGUGUCAGCCAUAUUUUUACGGUUUCUCACUUUUCCUUCAAUCAUGUGAUACAAGUCUGAUUUUAGUGUUUUUAACUGUUACCCUAACUUGUGUCUUUCAAAGGCACACAGACAUAAAAUAAGUUGAUGCUUUGUUUUACCAGUGUUGCCAACACUCAUCCCUGUACUUCCUACUGUAUUCCUCCAGCGAAAGCACGGUUUUUAGCAUUUUGGGAAUGCUGUAGCAUGGAACCGCAAAGAACAUGGACAUGAAACUGUGGUUUAAUAAAGGAUUU
Molecule: messenger RNA, 2757 nt
Organism: Dunckerocampus dactyliophorus (ringed pipefish)
Lineage: Eukaryota; Metazoa; Chordata; Actinopteri; Syngnathiformes; Syngnathidae
Gene: mpi
Product: mannose phosphate isomerase
Exons: 8
Coding region: 31-1299 (422 amino acids)
Biological process (GO): GDP-mannose biosynthetic process; carbohydrate metabolic process
Cellular component (GO): cytosol
Molecular function (GO): zinc ion binding; mannose-6-phosphate isomerase activity
Source: RefSeq, a predicted model, not a curated record